Messenger RNA from Synchiropus splendidus (mandarinfish), 4780 nucleotides. RefSeq names its product ubiquitination factor E4A (UFD2 homolog, yeast) (gene ube4a). The record is from RefSeq and is a predicted model, not a curated record. Gene Ontology annotation, molecular function: ubiquitin-ubiquitin ligase activity. The transcript is spliced from 20 exons. Gene Ontology annotation, cellular component: nucleus; cytoplasm; ubiquitin ligase complex. The coding region runs from base 181 to 3402 and encodes 1073 amino acids. Lineage: Eukaryota; Metazoa; Chordata; Actinopteri; Syngnathiformes; Callionymidae. Gene Ontology annotation, biological process: protein polyubiquitination.
ACGCGAUUUCGCGUUACUCAGCAAAGCCAAGUAUUCGUCUCAUGCCGAUGACGUAACAAUUUAUAUUUACUGAGGAACUGACACUCGGUGUGGGAAUUGCUUGCUCUCGUCUUGAACACGAACAUUUGUCCAUAAACAGGACUGGGAACUUCAAUGGAAUACGUUUGAAGGCCCAGUGAGAUGACUGACCAGGGCAACAACAACCAGAACAUCUCCGGCAACCCUUUUGCUGCCCUCUUCAGCUCACUGGCUGAUGCCAAGCAGUUUGCAUCUGGCCAGAAACCAUCUCAACCUCAGUUGGACGACUCCGGAGAGAGCCAGUCAGAGUCAGAGAAUUCAGUGUCAGACAGCGUUGAUGAGAACGAUGACUCUGUGGCGGAGAUCAGUCGCUCUUUCAGAUCCCGACAAGAGUUGUGCGAGCAGCUCAAUGUCAAUCACAUGAUUCAGCGAAUUUUUCUCAUUACCUUGGACAACAGCGAUCCCAGUCUGAGAGGAGGUAAUGGGAUACCGCCACGAUGCGUGUACCUGGAGGAGAUGGCUGCUGAUCUGGAUGGACAGGACUGGUUGGACAUGGAUAACAUAGAGCAGGCUCUUUUUAACCGAUUGCUGGUGCCAGAGCCAGGGAACCAUCUCAUCUAUAUGACGUCCUGCAGCGCGGUGAAUCUGUCCGCUGACCGUGAUGCUGGGGAGAAAUGUGCCAUCCCUUACCUGUUCGCUUGUUACCAAAGGGCAAAGGAGGAGGUGAAAAAGGUUCCAGAAAAGUUGCUGUCAUUUGCAGUUCGCUGCAAGAAUCUGACUGUGUCAGACACAAGGACUGUUCUGCUCACACCAGAGAUCUAUGUCAGCCAGAAUAUCUAUGAGCAGCUUCUGGAUCUGCUGGUGGAAGGCUUCAGUAGAGGGCAGCAAGAAGAGGUGGUUGAGUUUGUUGAAGAAGUCAUCGCCGGACUGCUUACUGACCAGGAGGUACGCACCUUUAAGGAGGUUAUAAUGCCGGUGUUCGAUAUCUUCACGGGUCGCGUCAAAGACCUGGACCUCUGUCAGCCCCUCCUCUACUACUACCUUGAAGUUCUGUUGUACUUCAGCCACAAUAAAGACAUUGCUAAGGUAUUAGUGGAACACAUUCAUCCCAAAGAUCAAGCAAAUGGUUUGCAGUACCAGAAAAGCCCACUGGGAGCUGUAUUGGGUAUCUCCUGCUUGUUGAAGACUCCUGGUGUUGUUGAGGGGCAUGGCUACUUCCAGAACUCUUCACGUGCCAGUGUUCAGGAGACAAAGGUCCAGGAGGCAAACAUCCAUCAGUUCAUGGGCCAAUUUCAUGACAAGCUGCACCAGAUCUUAAAAAACCUGCUCCAGCGAUCGUGCGAGACAAGACACUUGCUGCUGUCGUGGUUGGGCAACUGUCUGCACGCCAACUCUGGACGAACCAAGAUUUGGGCGAACCAGAUGCCAGAGAUGUUCUUCCAGAUGUAUGCCUCGGAUGCUUUCUUCCUAAAUUUGGGUGCUGCUCUGGUGAAGCUCUGUCAGCCAUUCUGCAAGCCACGCUCGCCCAAACUGCUGACCUUUAACCCCACCUACUGUGCCCUGAAAGAGCUGAGCGAAGAGGAGCGGCGCAAUCGAAAUGUCCACGCAAGAGGUUUGGACAAGGAAACCUGCUUGAUUCCUGUUCCUCCGCAACAGCGAGUGGAUUCAGGGGAGUCCUACAGCCUGCUGACCGAAAAUCUCACCCUCACACAGCUAACCCUCCACUUAGGCUUCCACAGACUUCACGAACAGAUGGCGAAGAUGAACCAGUCCCUUCACCGGCUCCAGGUGGCGAUCCAGGAGGCCCAGCGAACAGGAAACCCAAUUAAGGAUCAGCUCAUUGAGCAGUUUGAGCGCCUGAUGGUUAUUUAUCUGUCAACCAAAGCUGCCACCACACAGCCUGCCAUGCUUCAGUGCUGCCUUAACCUUCAAGCGUCUACUGCCGCUGUGCUGGUUCAGCUUGGCAUUGGAAACCAAGGGCCCGAUCAUGUAGCACUCAGUUUUCCACUGCCCUCCUUACAAAGUACAAUGCUCUGCUAUAUACCAGAGUUUUUUGCUGAAAACUUGGGGGAUUUUUUUAUUUUUCUGCAUCGGUUUGCGGAUGAAGUUCUGGAGUCUUCUGCGGAAAAUCUUGAAUAUAUUUUGAACUUCAUCACUAUCUUCAUGGGUUAUGUUGAAAGGAUGAAGAAUCCCCAUUUGAGAGCUAAGCUGGCCUUGGUGUUGGAAUCCGUGAUGCCUCACAUGGGUUCAGUGGCACCUGGGGCUGUUCAACCCAUUAUGUUUCAGCGAGAGCGAGUCUUCUGCUCCUACAGACAUGCUCCUCAGCUGGCAGAGGCCCUCAUCACUGUGUUUGUAGAUAUUGAGUUCACAGGUGACCCUCAUCAGUUUGAACAAAAGUUCAACUACAGAAGACCCAUGUAUCCCAUUCUCAAGUACAUGUGGGAAAAGGAAACUUAUAGAGAGAGUAUAAAGCAUUUAGCAGACUAUGCAUCUGAGAACCUGGAGGCCAUGAACCCCCCUCUUUUCCUCAGGUUCCUCAAUCUACUGAUGAAUGAUGCCAUUUUUCUUUUGGAUGAAGCUAUUCAGUACUUGAGCAAGAUUAAGGUCCUGCAGCUGGAGAGGGAUCGAGGGGAGUGGGAGGACUUGUCACCUGAUGCCAGAAGGGAGAAGGAGUCCAGCCUGCAGAUGUUAGGAGAACUGGGCCGCUUCCACAAUAUCAUGUCUAAUGAGACCAUCAGCACCUUGGCCUUCCUCACCUCAGAGGUCAAGGGGAUCUUUGUUCACCCUUUCCUGGCCGAGAGGAUUAUCUCAAUGCUCAACUACUUCCUGCAGCACCUGGUUGGUCCAAAGAUGGGCGCUCUUAAAGUCAAGGACUUCAGCGAGUUUGAUUUCAAGCCCCAGCAGCUUGUGUCCGACAUCUGCACCAUCUAUCUGAACCUCGGAGAUGAGGAGAAUUUCUGUGCUACGGUUCCAAAGGAUGGUCGGUCGUACUCUCCCACUCUCUUCUCCCACACGGUCCGUGUACUGAAGAAGAUCAACAAGCCCGGAGAUAUGAUUGUUGCUUUUGGAGUCCUCGCUGACAAAAUCAAGUCCCACGCAGACAGACAGCAACAGGAGGAGGAGACGUAUGCGGAUGCACCAGACGAGUUCAUCGACCCCAUCAUGUCCACCCUGAUGCUGGAUCCUGUUCUUCUGCCUUCCUCCAAUGUCACUGUCGAUCGCUCUACUAUAGCAAGACAUCUCCUGAGUGACCAGACCGACCCUUUCAACCGCAGUCCUCUAACCAUGGACCAGAUCCGGCCAAAUGAGGAACUCAAACAGCAAAUCUUACAGUGGCUGGAUAAGCACAAGCAGGCGGGGUUGCAGUUGGGACCCAGUGGCUAGCCGUGAUCCUCUCUGUGAGAAACCAUUACUGCCCCCCCAUUUUCUCUCCUGCCCAAACCGUGUGUGCUCCUCUUCUUUUUGGCUAAUCCAUGGCGCAAUUAUCCCUGUGGAUUCCUUCUGGCUCCUGCAGUCCGUCUAAUAUUCCAUUAGCCUUUAUACAGCCUUUAAACAGAGCGGAUUAUCUCUCUGACAACAGUCCAGACAAACUGUCGCUCACCAGCUGGAAGUCACAAAACAGACCUUUUUUUUUUUUUUUUAACUUCCAUGAGUCGAUACUAGGUCUAUGUCUCAGUGCACACUUUAAUCAGCAUCAUCACAUAAAGAGCUGUGGCCGGGAAGAUGGAGCGAACAGGACUUGUUGAAUGUACAAGAACUUCUGACUGCUCAGUCGGCCCUAAUGACGUUUUUAUACCGUGGCACAGUUUUUAACUCCUCAACAGAAGGGUAGCGCUGUUUUAGGCUUUCAUAUUUGUUUUGUUUUUCACUAUAAUGCAUCAAACUGCCUUUAUUUUUCUUCCCCGGUACUUUAGCACUUUUGGAUUGAUAUCAAAAUAUCUGCUUCAUCUUUAAGCCAAUAACAACAAAAGGAUGAGUAGGGAUGAAGAGUGAAGGUGAUGUGUGUGAGUGACUUGUUUUGUUUAUAACAUUCAUGUGAAGGCUUACGAAACCUUUUUUAUAGUUUGUGAAAUAGACCUGACUCGUCUUUUUGUAUCACAUUUCUUUUGCACCCUGUGCUUGCUUCUCAUGAGCCAUUUGACCUCCCACUGCAAAAAAAAAAAAUCCACUGUGGGUGACUCUUAAUUGAAGGCGUGAUUGUGAGUUUGAGGGUCUUAGAUGUUCCUUCCUGGCUCUCCAAGUAUCUCACACGUUCGACAAACCUGAAUCAGGUUAAGUUUUAAAGGCACAGUUGUGAGUACUUGACCCUUCAUGUACCCAACUAUUUUCAGAAACACUUUUGAUUUAUUAGAUCUAGUCUUGGUUCAUCUUUGACAGGUGUCUGAGCUGUUUUCCACCGGCUAUCAGUCUCCUAUCAUUAAUAUCUUAUUAAUUUUUAAGUGAUCACAGUCUGACUGCAGAUGUAUAGAUAUGGUGCCUAAAAAAUGUGAGCCUCACAGAAAUGUCAACGUGGCGGGGGGCAACUGGAUUAUCUCUUUUGAGAUGUGAUGCAUUUUUUGGAAUACAAAAAUGAAAUGAACUAAAAAUCUGUUGCUUGAAGAUGAAAGUGAAUUGAACGAAGUAUUUGUUGGCAUGCCUGCUGAUGCGUAAGACAUUUCUACUACUUAAUUGAUCAUGUGUUUUAAAUGAUAUACUAAUGUUAUUUGAUUAUUGACUCCUGUACAGUAUGAUUCAAAAUAAAACAAAUGGAGUGACGAUCCAA